GCACGAUCACACCUUAUAUACACGAUGGACCUAACAAAAGAGAACGCUUGUUAACACUUGCAAUACUAUUGAUUCAACGGUGACGAGGAUACAGCAAAAUGGAUCAUGAGAAUUUGGACUCCCUGCCCCCCUUCCCAGAUGACGUUCCAACCAUACUGUUGGAUCGCUUGUCGUUGACAAAACUUCUUCGGUAUGACAGCGAUGAGUAUAGGAAAUUCUGCCGUGCAUGCGAAAAUAUUGGAUUCUUUUACCUGGAUCUCCGCAACGAAGGGCAGGGUGACUCAAUCCUUUCGGAUGCCGACGAAUUAUUCAAGAUUAGCGAGCAACUAUUUGCAUUAGACUUUGAGGAAAAGUCAAAGUACGAUCACAGCAAGAAGAGGUCAUACUACGGAUACAAACCUCUUGGAGCGGGUCAGGUUGAUGAGAAGGGGAAUCUGGAUAGCGUUGAGUUCUACAAUAUUGCUAAAGAUGAUCUAUUCGGAAUAAUGGAGCCGCUUCCACAGCCGGAUAUCAUUCAAAACAACAGAUAUAAGCUCAAGACCUUCGUUACAAAUGCCCACGCAAUUGUGAGACUUGUCCUGGACCUCCUGAACGAACAUCUACAGCUGCCACCAUCGACUCUUGCAAACAUGCAUUGCAUCGACCAACACAGCGGCGAUCAGAUCCGAAUGACUCGAUCCCCGCCACAGCCCAUGAACGACGGCGUUCCACGUCUCGCCGGACAUACUGAUUUCGGUAGCAUCACUGUCUUAUUCAAUCGUCUCGGCGGUCUCCAAGUCCUGCCACCAGGUCCAGAUGCGGAGUGGAAAUGGGUCAAACCUCUUCCUGGUCAUUGCAUAAUUAAUCUCGGCGAUUCUUUGGUCAAGUUUACGAAUGGGUUGCUGCGAUCAAACAUACAUAGGGUGAUAUCAUCUCCAGGUGAGCAAGCGAGAUCGACAAGGUAUAGCCUGGUAUAUUUCUCCCGGCCGGAAGACAAUGUUCUUUUGAAGAGAUUGGAAGGGUCAGCUGUUAUUCCUCCGUUACCUGAAGGCGUGGUAGAGGAAGACGUCAGCAGCAAGGACUGGGUUAUACGACGUGCUUUGGCGAAUCGUACUAAUCUUCAUGAUAAAGUGAAUAUGGAGAGUGCUUUGGGGACGGAGAAGAUUAGUCGGCGGAUCAAGGUGUAAUUGGGAUCAUUGUACUGUAGUAGAGUUCCUUAGUACAUACAAAAAUA
Talaromyces stipitatus ATCC 10500 is the source of this 1213-nucleotide messenger RNA. Its product is annotated as oxidoreductase, 2OG-Fe(II) oxygenase family, putative. NCBI's taxonomy places the organism in Eukaryota, Fungi, Ascomycota, Eurotiomycetes, Eurotiales, Trichocomaceae. The transcript has 2 exons. Bases 99 to 1166 code for a protein of 355 amino acids. The record is from RefSeq and is a predicted model, not a curated record. Gene Ontology annotation, molecular function: dioxygenase activity.